AGCAUCCAGGAGUCGUUUUGUUGAUUUGGGGAGAAAAAGAGAGAGCGAUGAAAAUAUUGCACGUUCCUUGUCUGGAAGACAACUACUCGUACAUCAUCAUCGAUGAGAGCAGCAAGGAGGCGGCAGUUGUGGAUCCAGUGGAACCCCGCAAGGUGAUUCAAGCUGCCCAUGAACACGGCGCCCUCAUCAAGCUCGUUCUCACCACUCAUCAUCACUGGGAUCAUUCUGGUGGAAAUGAUGAAAUAAAGGGGCUACUUAAGGAUAUUAAGGUCUAUGGCGGUUCCCUUGAUAACGUCAAGGGCUGCACCCAUAAACUGGAAAAUGGUGAUAAGGUUUCGCUUGGGGCUAGCCUCAAUAUCCUCGCUCUUCACACUCCUUGCCACACUAAAGGUCAUAUUAGUUACUAUGUCACAGACAAGGAGGAUGACCCAGCUGUUUUUACUGGAGAUACACUGUUCAUUGCUGGUUGUGGGAAAUUUUCUGAAGGCACGGCUGAACAAAUGUAUCAAUCACUGUGUGUCACUUUGGGCUCACUGCCAAAACCAACUCGUGUUUACUGUGGCCAUGAGUACACCUUGAAGAACCUGCAAUUUGCAUCAACAGUUGAGCCAAAAAAUGUGAGGAUACAACAAAGGUUAUCAUGGGCUAAUCAUCAGCAAGAAGCAGGCCUGCCCACCAUUCCUUCAACCAUUGAGGAGGAGAUGGAGACAAACCCUUUCAUGCGAGUUGAUCUACCUGAACUUCAGGAGAGCGUUGGUUGCAAGUCUCCUGUCGAAGCACUGCGGGAGAUAAGGCGGAGGAAGGACAAUUGGCGGGGCUAAUCAAGGAUUUGGGUUAAUGCUUUUAAGAAAGGGGAAAAGGAACAAAGAAUAAGAAAUGUGUGUGUGUUUAAGUGACGCUGUUGCCUGUGUGCAUCUGUAGUUGUGUCAAACUAAUGUUGCAUUCAGUUAAUGUUGAUACUCGUUUGAAGUACAUGUUUGCAGUAUAAUAAUAUGGUUUGCCAUUCCCUCUUCAGUAUUAUGAGUUUAUGACACAUUAAUUGUGUGAUUGUAGGAUAUCAUCAUUGUCAACACGGGAUGAGAAACUGAUGUUGGAAUUAAUGAGUUUAGUUGACCUAUGCAGGGUAAAUCGUGCAUGUGGAUUGCAGGUUACAGAGUCAAUAAUUAUCACUGUAUAAAUAAAGACUAUAGAGGAACAUGGCCAAAAACAAAACCCCCAAAAAAAAAAAAAAUUGCAGGAAAAAUCUACCAUGUCGGAUAUAAACCGCACAGCGUAGGAGAUAAAGAUGUUAGGUGAAUGGGAGAGAAGUUAAGGCAUCUAGCUUGUUGCAGGACUGGAGGAGUAGCAGUCGAGUGCAGCCUUGACCAGUUAAAGUCAUACAUUUGAGUGCAUCUGCCGCGGCACCAUCUGCAGGGAUUGAUGCCUUUGAAAAGUAGGUUUAU
Messenger RNA from Rubroshorea leprosula, 1442 nucleotides. NCBI's taxonomy places the organism in Eukaryota, Viridiplantae, Streptophyta, Magnoliopsida, Malvales, Dipterocarpaceae. The record is from the annotation of a GenBank genome assembly.